UCCCGAGCGCCCCCCGCCGCCGCUUACGACUAACUUAUCGCGAGUUGGACAAUGCCAACCGACCUAAUCACCACUUGAGUUCCGUACCAAGUACUCGUGACUUCAAAGGAUUGGAAGCUAGUGAUUGUGCGAUUAUGGGAUUCAUAUUUUCCAUCGGAUUUAAAUAAAUGGGGGUUCAGAAAAUGAAUCUGCUUAAGAAGAGAGCGUCUUGCAGUGUCUGAAAAAUAGCUUGAAAGGAGAAUUUAAGAAAAGGAACGGCAACAUAUCCAUCAUGAUGAGAAUCGUGAUAAGUGGUGUGAGUGCGCGAACGGGGGUGGUGGUGUUGGUGGUGGCGACCAGCGCGGGUGUGUCGGCGCGAGUGGCCGGCAAGGUUGGGGGGUACUCCAACAAGAGCAGUGGUAAAUCAACAAGUGGCAUCAACGAGGAAAUCAUCUGGGUGAGCAUAGGCAUGGCGAUAGCGAUAGCCGUGCUCAUCGUGAUCGCGCUCUGCUACAUCCUCUGCGAGAAGUGCUCCAAGCGGCGCGCGCACCGCGAGCACUCAUGACGAUACAAGCAGGAGUUCGCGCGCCACGCGCUCUCGGACUCCCUGGCCGACCUCGGCUUCCCCCACUACACCCUCUACCCACAGUACUCCCCCGACGGCAAGGAGUACUACUACAACUUCCACCGCUUCUCCUAUCUCAGGGACAGCUUUAAACUACCGCCUAAGGACUAUCCCGUCAAGGACGACGAAGUAUACAUCAAUGCGUGAUUGUGUAGUUUUACGUGUCGCAGAGUCCUAGAUUUAUUUUUGAUGGUGUGUCUAUGUAACGUUUAGACUUAGACGGACGGUUACUGUAAAUGAAACAGGGGGUUAAUUCGACUUAUCUUUACGACAAUUACUGAAAUUGCAACCGUGUAGUAAAAAAUAACAUGGACAUGACGACAUGAGUCGUCGAAACAGUCUCAAAUAGCGCCCUAAAGCUAUUCGAUUUGUCGAACAUCGAAAGGCGUGUAAAUAUAUAACGAUAAGUAGUAAAUGUUAGACUUGAUCAAAAGAUGGAUUUUAAAGAUUGGAUUGUACUGUGAUAGAGAUUAGUACUCGACUUAAUGCUGUUGAAAAUGGUAAAUCAAGAAAUCAGUGGAACGAAAGUCAUAAAAAGUUAUGAGGGUCAUAAAGUAUUCGCCGCCAUUUUAGUAGGUUUUGCAUGCGCAUCAAAAAUGGGUCAAUAAUAGUGAGGCAAAAGUUUUUAUUUGUAAUAUGGUACUCUUGCGAAGGCCGCAAAAAUACCUAUUUACGACACAAAGUUGUUUGUAGAGCCAUAAGAUAAGAGUCAGAUAUUUUUGCGUUAUUUAAAUAGUAAAUCAUCGGCGUGACCACUGUCACCCACCGUACAACACUGUCUCUUAAGUUAUAAUUAAAGUAAUUGAUUUAUAAUGUACACUUAACGAAAAUUAAGUACUUUUUUUACUGUGAAGCUCGACAAAAACUAAAAAUAUUGUUUCAUUACACGGUUUUAUUACGUUAUUACUCGUAUAGGUAUCAAAUGCACACAUUUUUUCACGUUAUUGCAUUGUAAUAAGGUGAAAAAGUGAAUACAUCUCUUUGUAGUCGACUGUACCUAUACUGAUAUUAGAUACGUGACUCAAACAUGAUAUUAAAGUUUGUGCGGAAAAAGAUCAGCCCUAGAACUUAAUGCAGCCCAUACAUUUCACGACUCUUCUCUUUCCGAACAGGCUCAAUCAGAUUAGACCAGGUACAUUCUUUUGUCUUCGUUAUCGCUAGAAUCGUAUUCAGUGUUAAAACAAUACUCAUUGAAUAACAAUAAGUUAAAGAAAAUGAACUAAAGUUGAAUAAGUCUGUUUUAUAAAGAGGGCCUUGAAAGUUUAUAGUCGUGAAUUCUACUAUUCAAUUUGUUCGUUGUUGUCGAGGCACCAACUUAUUAUACAAACCAAUUUAAACUUAUCGACAUAAUUGUUUACAUUUUAUAAUUCAAUGGCAAAUGUUUUAAUGAAAGUUACUUUUAAUACUGAUUUUAAAUGUUAAAUGUUAUACCGGGUGUUUUUGGGGCCAUGCUGCCGAUGUCAAAAUAAUUUUAAAUAUUUAUAUGGUUUGUCAAUUUCCGAUGGUAAUGAUAUGAAAAUUGCUAUAUUUGACCUUUGGUUUUGAGACUGUCGCACUUAUACAGAAGAGUGAUAACCAGAGAUUACAGUUAUGUUUAUUGUUCGUUUCAGAAUUACCAUUAAUUUCUUCUAUUUCCGGAUUUUUUUUUUUGAGAUUUUGUAGGAUUUGUAUAUAUGAAUAUUUUAACAAAAUCACCCAGUAUUGAUUGUCGUUGUUCGUAACCUUACGUUUUCUCUGUUUGUUAAGUACAAAAUACUAAUAAUGUGCCAAAACCUUCAAAAUACCCAGUAUAUUAUACUUAUUGAAAUACAUGUUUAUAGACCUAAGCAAAACAAAUGUAAAAUACAACAAGGUAACUUGAAAUAAGGUAUAUAAUGACCAAUGUAUGAUUCGUGUAUUUAUUUUCUAGAAAGAAAUAAAGAUUUGGAA
Messenger RNA from Leguminivora glycinivorella, 2533 nucleotides. RefSeq lists its product as uncharacterized. The transcript is spliced from 4 exons. NCBI's taxonomy places the organism in Eukaryota, Metazoa, Arthropoda, Insecta, Lepidoptera, Tortricidae. The record is from RefSeq and is a predicted model, not a curated record. The coding region runs from base 272 to 544 and encodes 90 amino acids.